AUGCGCCCGGAGUUGAAAAACACCUGGACUCCUGCAAUCAAUGUCUUGACCUGGUUUAUGCUGGUGACAGCUAUUCUGAGUGUCUUGACACGGUUGGGGACAAAAUACUUUAUUUUUCGCAAGUGGACAUUUGAUGAUGGCCUUGCUACUACUUCGUUGGUGUUCUGCAUCGCGCAGUCCAUUGCUGUCUCGAUGGCGACAAAUAAUGGACUUGGACAGCACCGCGACAUGCUAUCCGAUCUCCAACUUGAAAGCAUGAUGAAGGCUGAAUUCGCCGCGGUCAUUUUAUUUAUCGCCAGUAUUUGCUUCUCCAAGCUAUCGCUUUUGGUCUUCAUUCGCAACUUGACCCCCGCAUCCUUGGAUCGCCGCUUUGCGCUCGUGCUGGGAAUAUUUAUCGGGCUGUGGACUAUCGCCAGUAUUUUCUCGGCCGCAUUCCAAUGCGAUGUACCACAGACAUGGAAUUAUCUAUAUGGGAGUUGCUUCGACCGAGCUGCGUGGUGGAACUAUCUUGGUGUCACCAAUAUCUUAUCAGAAGCCGGGAUAAUGGGCCAAGCCCUGCUAGUUAUCGUUCGUAUACAGACCGAUCUUAGCAGAAAGGCUAGUUUGGCCAGUGUGUUCUUGAUCCGAGUUAUUGUAAUUAUUGCGAUUAUUUGCCAACUUGCUUACGCCAGUCAAAGUCGUUCCUCGACCGAUUCCACCUUUGAUGCCUGGGCCGUCCCAAUUUCUACUCAAGUCACUCAAACCUUGAGCAUUGUCACAGCCUGUUCCCCGCAGUUCAAGCCCUUCCUGGAUAAUCUCCGAUCAUCUGGAAUGGGGUUGGGUCUGACAAGUUCCAAUGGCCACGGCAGCAAACACAAGACAUAUGGCAUGAGCUCAUUCAAGAACUCUCGGCGCACUCAGGAUACUCGAAGCGAUACGCACGAACUAGUCUCAAUGCCGCAAGGGACACAUCGGACGAUAGUUACAUCUGUUCCGGACGACGAUGCUGAAAGCCAAUCCAGCCAAUCUAACAUAAUUAUGGAGACGCGGACCUGGACCGUGACUGGAGGAUUGCAAAGUUGA
Molecule: messenger RNA, 1062 nt
Organism: Penicillium vulpinum
Lineage: Eukaryota; Fungi; Ascomycota; Eurotiomycetes; Eurotiales; Aspergillaceae
Exons: 4
Coding region: 1-1062 (353 amino acids)
Source: RefSeq, a predicted model, not a curated record